GAGGGUCCGGGGGGGUCCCCACGCGGGUCCUGCGGGGCCGGGAGCCCCUCCAGCCCCUGCCCGUGUUGUGCGGGUCUGGAGCGGAGCGCGGUGUUUUCCCUCCCCCCGCCGGGGGGUGGUGCGAGGCCUCCCCCCGCCGGCUCAGCCGGGGCCGGGAAUUGAACGGGAUUCAUCACCCCCCGUGGGCGCCCAUGGAGCGGGCGCUGGUGCCCCGCGUGUGCCGCGCCCUAGGGCUAUGCCGGUGGCCGUGCGGGGUCCGGCACCGCUCCACCCGCGAGCAGCCGCCCCCGCCCGCGGGUCGGGGCGAGGAAGGUCCCCCCGCAUCCCUCCCGCGGGGCCCGGGAGCGGGUCCCGGCUCCGGGGGCUCCCGGGACACCCCGCGGGGACACCCCCGGCCGGGACACAGAGGGGCCGGGCGGGGGUCGGCAACCGGGCGGGAGCUGUGGCUGUCGCAGCUGGAUGAGCUCCCCAGGGCGAGGAAAGGGAUGGAGCGAAAGCCUCUGCGGCUGGAGAGGACUAAGGGCUCGGAGAUCCUGUUCGGGAUCGGCCCGUGCUCCCUGGCCCUCAGCCAGGCGCGCAGGGACCUGUUCCGGCUGUUCCUCAAGCAGAGCAGCUCCCGGCGGCCCGUGAUGAGCGAGUUUGUGCUCCAGGCCGCGGCCCGAGGGGUCCCGGUGCUGCACGUCCAGCGCAGGGAGCUGGACGAGCUCUGCAGGGGUCAGGUCCACCAGGGAGUGUGUCUGGAGGCCACCCCGCUCCGGUUCAAGAGUUUGGAGGCUGCUGAAACGCCCGGUUUGGGGGAUGAUGCGAGUGGGAAGCGGCAGCUGAUCUGGCUGGUGCUGGAGCAGAUCCAGGACCCCAUGAACCUGGGGGCACUGCUGCGCUCCGCGUACUUCCUGGGGGUGGACAGAGUGGUGACCAGCCACAGGAACAGCUGCCCCCUGACUCCGACAGUGAGCAAAGCCAGUGCUGGAGCCAUGGAGGUCUUCGAUGUCUACAGCACAGAUGAUCUCCAGAGCUUUUUGAAGGCUAAAAUUGCAGAAGGCUGGGAAGUGGUGGGAACAGCCAGCAAACCCGAGGAUGUGGAAGAUGUCCCUGUCAUCAGUUGCUUGGAAUUUCGGUGGGAUAAACCCCUUAUUGUAGUGAUAGGUAGUGAAGGGGAGGGCCUUUCCCUGGAGACACAGCUGCUGUGCCAUCGGGUGCUGGCCAUCCCCCCUGGCAGAGCCCUGCACCCCGGCAUCGACUCGCUCAACGUCUCUGUUGCUACUGGUAUCCUCCUGCACUCCAUCUGCAGCCAGAAACGGAGGCAUGGAGAUUGAAAUCCUCUUUGUGUGGUGGGGGAAGCUGCUCAGCAUUCCCUGGCUCUGCUCAGUGUGGAUAUGGAAGAGCUCUUCCCAGAGUCUCCACCGUCCCUGCAGGUCACAGGCAGAGCCCCACUGGCUGAUGCAGGAUGCCACCAGGUCCCUGGCUUAGUGCCCAAGGCAGACACCUCCUGUCCUGGGUAGCACUGGGGAGGAGCAGCUCCAGGGAGGGGAAAUACGAAGCCAGCCCUGAAAGCAUCCAGCUGUAUCCUUCAGUUUUGGCAGGAAAACACCCAGGGGUGGCUGUGAGCUUCGUGCUUGUCGUGCAUCACUUGAGCUGUGGAGAGAAUUUGGGCUGUGGGGGGAAAGUGCUUGGCUGGUGCUGCCACUGAGCCAAGCCCUGUGCCCACCCUGAGCCCACCCUGAGCCCGCUCAGCAGGGAGAGGGAGCUGCCAAGAGCCUGCUGUGCUUUGGAACCCUCAGCAGGGACUUCCUCACGAGGAGGUGGUUUCUCUGUGUUUGGCUGUAAAGCAGGUGUGAGCCCUGCCGAGGGAUGGAUGUGAGCUGUUGGAAAAAAACACACAGCCCAUAGAAAUAAAGCUCCUGUAAAGUUUGUUGUAGACUCAAAUCAAUACAUUUUGUGUCAUAUAUAAAUCCAGAGUGUGAUUAGCAGAGCAGAACACUUCCUUCAGGUGGGAAUAGGGAUCUUUUUCCAGGAAAGUUUCCUUUCCGUGGUGGGCCUGAUCCCACUGGAUGCUGAGCUGCACCAGCUUUGGGGUGGGGGUGGCUUCAUUUGCAGAUAUCCUGGAUGAAAACCAGACUGGCUAAAUUAUUGAGAACCUAAAGAAUGUUAUCACUUAGCACCUUAAUUAUUUUAUUUAGCUACUGUGGCCCUUUGCAUAGGAUUCCUCAUUAACACUUAAUUUACUGUGCCCUUUAGGGAUAAUUUCAAACAACUCUGCUCAGUCUGCCCCCUCCCCCACUUCCAAAUGAACAAGUAAAUCACUCUGAGUGACUAAUUAGGACUUUGAGCUAAAUGAUGUCUGUAAACUGGUCUGUGGAGGGUUUUUCCCUGGGAGGGUCUGGCUGGUGUGUGCUGUGGGACUGGGGACACCCCAAGUGCCUGGGAUGGGGGCCAGGACAGGACAAGGAGCUGUUGAAAGGUGUCCAGGACUCACUGCUGUGGCUGUGAUGGAGGGAGUGCCUGGUGUGGUGACAGGUAUCCUGAGCUGUGCCCACACAGGACAACCCCCAAAUCACUCCAAAACAACACUGUCGUGCAAACAGGGUUUUGUUGCCCAAAUCUGAAGGUGAGCUGGUUGCUGAAGAACCAUGAACUGGUGCAGUGUAAGGUGACAGCUGAUGCAUUUGGGGGGCUGAGUGUGCCCUUUUCUCUCUUUCUAAAGCUGAAAUGAAAAGGCUGCAGGCCUGGAGGCCUCAGCCAGCCCCGUGGUGCUGCCUGCCAGCCAUGGGUGCCCCAGCAGAGGGUGCCCGUGGCUCAGAUUUGCUCCUUUUUCAGAGGAAAGAUUCAAAGAUUCAGCACUUGAAUCCUUCCUCUGGAGCAGCAGGGAUCAGGGUGAAGCUGUUUCUUUAUUCUUGACCUGUAGGUAAGUAUAUUUAUUUCCCAUCUCACUGCUAUUUCUACCUUUUUACUGCCUUUUUUUUUAAUUAAUUUGAGCAGUGCUGUAACAGAGGAGGCACUUCCUGGCUCUGUGUGGUUGGGAAAGCUGGGUGCUGUCAGUCUGUGCUCAGCCAUCUGCUCAGCCCCUCUAACGAGGAGGCAGGUGAGCAACUGUGGAACAGCUCCUUUACUUCUGGAAGGCUCCCAAAAAGCUUUGAAACCUCAGUGCCCGCAGCAGCUCUGCCAACAGAGCGAGGGGUACACUGAAGUUCCUGCCUGUCCAUCACCCCUGCCCUGCAAAUUUCCCAGUCCUGUAUCCACAGGGGACCUUGUUUUGGCACUGGAGCAUCAGACAAGGCUUACUGGGAGCUGCCUGAGGCUUGAAUUUUCCGAGGCAGGAAUCUGAGCACGUUCUGGGGCCGCAGCCUUGAGUUUUCUGCUGGAGAGCUGCAACACAGGGCUCUUCUGGGUGCAGUGAACCCCACUCUGGACAGCUCUGCUAUUCACAUUUAUCCCAUUUCCCUCAGUGGUGAGUUUUAACCCCACUCUCUUCCACUGGGAUCCACCUCCCCUGACUUUUGGUUGUACCUGUUGUGUCCUUCUGCCCCAGCCCCAUCCUGAGGCCCGUGAGGAGCACAGGGACCCCUGCACUCUCCCACCUCUGGAGCUGGAGCUUGGUGCUGUGUGACUUGCCCCUGAUCUAAUAAAUGCAAUCCAUUAAUUGGAUCAUUGCCUGCCUCUCCAGUUAAUUUCCUGGAUAUUUUUAAAUGUUAAAAUGUAGUUUUUAUAGUCUUUCAUUAUUUUUAGCCCUAAGCUUGACUAUAAUCGUCCCUGUAAUGUAACUGUAAAAAAACUCCCAGCUUUAUAUCAUAAAGGAGGACAUUAAUUGUCAUUUUUUGUGUACAUCAGCAAGAUCAAAACAUGUUUCCUGAUUACUUCUGUUUGUACAUAGAGCCCCUUUGAUAUUUAGAUAUGAAUAAAGUGUGUGUGUGUGUAAUUUGAAA
Molecule: messenger RNA, 3923 nt
Organism: Pipra filicauda (Wire-tailed manakin)
Lineage: Eukaryota; Metazoa; Chordata; Aves; Passeriformes; Pipridae
Gene: MRM1
Product: mitochondrial rRNA methyltransferase 1
Exons: 5
Coding region: 192-1316 (374 amino acids)
Biological process (GO): rRNA methylation
Cellular component (GO): mitochondrion
Molecular function (GO): RNA methyltransferase activity; RNA binding
Source: RefSeq, a predicted model, not a curated record